This is a messenger RNA of Cylicostephanus goldi, 645 nucleotides long. Lineage: Eukaryota; Metazoa; Nematoda; Chromadorea; Rhabditida; Strongylidae. The record is from the annotation of a GenBank genome assembly.
AUGACCGUGACCUCUUCCUGCUCACGUACGGUGGAGGUGGAUUUGGAACUGUGCAUAGUCUCACUGGUUGGAGAUGUUGCGGAAGGCGUUCUUGGUGACGGCGUAAAUUCCGAUGAUCCUUGUCUGGUAGCUACCUCUCCUGUUGUUGUAGAUGAGAUUUUCGCACUUACUUCAUAUUCUGAGGAAGAUGCGCUUGGAUUUGGCGUAAGCUCUCCCUCAGUUGGACUCGAUGUGGAUCCCAAAGACAGCGUUUCCGAUGUUAUAGGAGUUACCACUGAGCUUGCUGCAGUGGUUUUCUCAGGACCGUCUGAGGUAGAUUGGAGUGGACUAUGUGUAGCACCCAUUGUUUCAAUCUCUGAUGAAGUUGUACUAAGAACUGAUGUGCUCUGCAUUCUUGAAUCCAGUGGAGGAGGCCCAGUAGACCGAGUUGUGUCAAAUAUUAGCGUUGUGGUUUCAGAGGGCAGAUGUGUUGUGUCUGUUUCUAUGGAUGCCUUAACAGAUUCAGGGGAAGUUACCGUACUUUGCUUGUCAGCGUUUGAUGGAGUAGACUCAGUAAGUCGCUCUGUGGAUGCUGUCACUCUGGGUUCUGCAGGACCUUUACUGGAACCCGAUGUGGACUCUUUCUCUUUUGAUCCCAGCGUGUGA